GAGAGCUUCAGAAGAACUGAAUCUACUAACAACAGAGAAGAUCACUGAAUAAGAGAGAAGAAUGAAGAUCAUCUGGACUUUCACUCUGCUGAUGAUUCCUGGUGUGUUGAGCUCCAUCAGUGUGACAGGAUAUUCAGGAGGAGGAGUCAGCAUCACAUGCAGAUAUGAUAGAGGAUAUACAGUGAAUGCUAAGUAUUUUUGUAGAGGACAGUGGUCAGAGUGCACCGACCUCAUCAAGACGGAUACAAAAAAUGGUGAAAAAUGGGUUGAUUCUGGAAGAUUCUCUUUGUAUGACGACACAAGAGCAGCAGUUUUCACUGUGACCAUCAGAGAUCUGAGUGAAGAGGAUUCUGGGAUGUACCAGUGUGCCGCUGAUAUCUCUUGGGCUAAAGAUUUCUACUCUGAAGUGAAUCUGAAUGUUUUAACAGGUCAAAAAAUCAGUGCUGUGACGGGAUAUUCAGGAGGAAACGUCAUUAUAAACUACAAAUAUGAGACGCUAGAAGAGAAUCCUUUGAUAGACGUCUGUAAAACUGGAGCAGAUCAGUGUUUAACUCUAAUAAACACUAACAGAGCAGCAGAAUGGACACAUGUCGGCCGAUUCUCCAUUCAUGAUGACAGAUCUGCUCGUCUCUUACGUGUGUUUAUCAGACAACUGAAUGUGAACGAUUCUGGAGAAUAUAAGAUUGUAGUCAAAGUUUCUGAAGACUACAGUUUCUUCUCUGAGAUUCACCUGGACAUCAGAGACGGACAGAAGCCAGUUACACCACAGAUUGGAUGGUGCUCAGACCUCAUCAAGACUGAAGAGAAAAAUGAAUGGGUUGACUCUGGAAGAUUCUCUCUGUUUGACAACACAAGAGCAGCAGUUUUCACUGUGACCAUCAGAGAUCUGAGUGAAGAGGAUUCUGGGACACACCAGUGUGGAGUCGAUAUCCGUAUCAGUGAAGAUUUCUACACUGAAGUGAAUCUGAACAUUAUAACAGGUGAGUGA
Messenger RNA from Sinocyclocheilus rhinocerous, 988 nucleotides. RefSeq names its product polymeric immunoglobulin receptor-like. Lineage: Eukaryota; Metazoa; Chordata; Actinopteri; Cypriniformes; Cyprinidae. The transcript has 4 exons. Gene Ontology annotation, molecular function: transmembrane signaling receptor activity. The record is from RefSeq and is a predicted model, not a curated record. Bases 62 to 988 code for a protein of 308 amino acids. Gene Ontology annotation, cellular component: plasma membrane.